ACCGGCCUCUAAUAUAUAAAACCACACAUUCCAAAAAACCUAAACUUAUCAACACUACAUAUAUAUACAUACAUAUAUAUAUUGAUAUAUAACCAAAUCUCCUCGCGAUAUGGUGCGGUACCAUUACAACUUAUGGCUCUUCAUUUCAUCGCUCCUUGGCCUGACCGCAUGGACCGCUCGGUCCGUACCACCGGAACCACCGGUCCAAUGCAACCAAACCGGUUGCAUGGUCUCCAACGCGUACGGAGCUUGGCCGGACCGCAAGGUCUGCCAUGCGGCGAACGUAACCUACCCCACGACGGAGGAAGAUCUCCGUCGCGCCGUGGCUUACGCCGUCGAGCACAACCUCAAGAUCAAAACCGUGACCAAAUUCUCACACACCAUACCGAAACUCGCCUGCCCUUCUUCAUCCGGUUCACCCGGUACAAUUCUGGUUAGCACAUCCCGGUACGAUUCGGUUAUCGAGAUAGACCCGGUCCGGUUAACUGUGACGGCGGAUUCGGGAGCCUCGCUGAGGGCAUUGAUCGAUAAGGUUGAAGAAUCCGGGUUUAGCCUCGGAACGUCGCCGUAUUGGGAAGGCGUGAGCGUCGGUGGCUUGAUCAGCACCGGUUCACACGGAAGCGCGUGGGGGGCACGCGGCGGUUCGGUUCAUGACCACGUCGUCGGUCUGAGCCUUGUGGUUCCGGCGAGCUCAUCGGAAGGCUUCGCUAAGGUUAUUAGAAUCGAAGAGAAGGACGCGGAGCUUCUUAACGCCGUUAAAGUCUCGUUGGGCGUUUUGGGAGUUAUCUCUAAGGUGAAGCUUUCGAUAGAAAAAGCAUUCAAGAGAAGCGUUACGUACAACUUCACGUCCGAUGUUGGUAUGGAAGACAUGUUCCUGGAACAUGGGAAGAAGUUUGAGUUCGGAGACAUAACUUGGUAUCCCUCCAAAAAAACCGCCGUUUACCGAUACGAUUUCCGUGUUCCGGUCAACGUGUCGGGCGACGGAGUCAACGACUUCAUCGGUUUUCAGUCCAACUCCAUCUUGGUCACUAAGGGCAUCCGAGCUGCAGAGAAGUUGCUUGAAUCUACCAAAAGCGUGAAAGGGAAAUGCGUGAUGGCAGAUACGGUCAUAGCCUCCAAGAAACUACUCGGAAACGGCUUGAAGAACAACGGCGUCAUCUUUACCGGUUAUCCAGUUAUCGGCAAGCAGGGCAAGAUGCAAACCUCGGGAUCGUGCCUCUACUCGUCUCCCUCGAGAAUCGACGUAGCCUGCGCGUGGGACCCGAGGUACAAAGGGCUUUUCUUCUACGAGACAACGGCCAUAUUCCCGGCCUCUAGAUCCAGAGACUUCAUCAUAGAUGUGAAGAAACUUCGAGACCUAAAACCCGAAAACCUCUGCGGUAUGGACAUCUACAACGGCAUUCUAAUACGUUACAUCAAACGUUCAGACGCCUAUCUCGGCCAAGGCGAGGACUCAGUGGUCGUGGACUUCAACUAUUACAGAUCAGACGAGGCGUCUGAGCCGAGACUGAACGAGGACGUGAUGGAGGAAAUCGAGCAGAUGGCGUUCUUCAAGUACGGAGCAAAGCCGCACUGGGGGAAGAACAGGAGAUUAGCGUUUGCGGGCGUGAAGGAAAAGUACAAGAAUGGAUACGACAAGUUCAUGGGAGUGAGGAACAGGUUGGAUCCUAGGAAGGUGUUUUCAAGUGAAUGGUCUGAUGAGAUUCUGUCUGGGGCAGAGGGUUCGAGGGAAGACAGUUGUGCCCUAGAAGGGAGCUGUGUUUGCUCUGAAGACAGACACUGUAGCCCUUCCAAAGGGUAUUUCUGCAGGCAAGGUCUCGUUUAUACGCAAGCUAGGGUUUGCAGAUACUCUCCUGGUGAUGCUUCAAUGGAGUGAUCUUAUUUUAUGUUCGAAAUUUGGAUUAUUAAAUAAUAAUAUAUGGACCGUUGGGAAUAUUUGUGAUUAUAAUAUAAUCUCAUGCUUUAAAUUGGAGUUUGUCCGUUGCUUCAAAGCGACUGUUGGGGUAUCAGAGUCUGUUUAUUGAUUUGCCGGUUGGCUAAUGCAUGGCCAUGGGGAUGCCUUUUACGUUA
Messenger RNA from Tarenaya hassleriana, 2070 nucleotides. Its product is annotated as L-gulonolactone oxidase 3. NCBI's taxonomy places the organism in Eukaryota, Viridiplantae, Streptophyta, Magnoliopsida, Brassicales, Cleomaceae. The coding region runs from base 110 to 1876 and encodes 588 amino acids. Gene Ontology annotation, molecular function: D-arabinono-1,4-lactone oxidase activity; FAD binding. The transcript is spliced from 3 exons. The record is from RefSeq and is a predicted model, not a curated record. Gene Ontology annotation, cellular component: membrane.